This is a messenger RNA of Dicentrarchus labrax (European seabass), 1233 nucleotides long. Its product is annotated as transcription factor 7-like. Lineage: Eukaryota; Metazoa; Chordata; Actinopteri; Moronidae. The transcript is spliced from 8 exons. The record is from RefSeq and is a predicted model, not a curated record. Gene Ontology annotation, biological process: regulation of transcription by RNA polymerase II; canonical Wnt signaling pathway. Gene Ontology annotation, cellular component: beta-catenin-TCF complex. Gene Ontology annotation, molecular function: DNA-binding transcription factor activity, RNA polymerase II-specific; RNA polymerase II cis-regulatory region sequence-specific DNA binding. The coding region runs from base 1 to 618 and encodes 205 amino acids.
AUGGAUCAGAUGCCCAGCAGAGGGGUGAUCUCGCUGACGAGCGAACUGGAUCAGGACCCGGCAGGUGGUAAACCUCAGGUGUUUGACUGGUGUCCACCUCAACCGCAGUAUCUGCAUCUGACCAGCAGGGGGCGACACAACACGUCACACAGUCAAUCUGCAGCUGCUUCGUCCCUCCAUCCUCUCGUCCCUCUCCUCCUCUACAGCGACCGACACUUCCCUCAGUCCUCCCCGUACAGCCAGCCAAUCACUGCACCUGGUCCACAGGUAGACGCCAGCUCCAGGACACACCCCUGUUACUAUGACAACAGCGUCACCAGCAGACCGCCUGUGAAGAAGCCUCUGAACGCCUUCAUGCUCUACAUGAAGGAGAUGAGACACAAAGUGCUUCAGGAGGGACGAGAGAGAGAGAGCGCCGCCAUCAACCGCAUCCUGGGACGAAGGUGGCACGCCCUGUCGCACUCUGAACAGUCCAAAUACUACGACCUGGCCCAGAAGGAGAGACUGCUUCACAUGCAGCUCUACCCUGGAUGGUCCGCCAGGGACAACUACGGUAAAAGGAAGAGGAAGCAGAGCCAGCAGGCCACAGGAAGCUGCACCAGCAACCUGAUCGGAUGAGACUCCUGAAGAGACAACUGUCGUAUACACUCGUCCUCCUCAUCCAGUCAAAUACAGUGAGGUCACAAAUCCAGUUCAGCAUUGAAAGACCGAUUGACUUGCAGCCAUCACACAAUUGGUCAGACCUCUUUACAGCACUGACCUGUAUCUUUCUUCUGUAAAAAUUGACAGUCGAGACAGACGACCCCCCACCUAGAGCCGGAGGAUCUGUCCUAGGUUUCUGCCUCUUAACAGGCAGUGUUUCCUUGCCCUUGUCUCCAAGGUCUUGCUCAUGGUGGUACUGUUGGGUCUCUGUAAUUAAUGUUGUAAAGAGUUCGGUUUAGACCUGCUCUAUUUGAAAAGUGUCCUGAGAUAACUUCUGUUAUGAAUUGGCGCUAUACAAAUAAAAUUGAAUUUAAUUGAAAUUAAAUUAAAUCUUUAUUAACUGUCUCUGAAAGACAAUUAGUGUUAAAUAAUUGGACUAAAACGUAUUAAAUAAAGUUUAAUACUAAUAUCAUUAUUGUUACUAUUGUUUGAAUCAAAUACAGUACAGACCUCUGACCUGUAUCUACAGCACUGACCUAUAUAACAGUAUUGUUACUAUUAUUCAAUUAAAAUAAACAGCACUGACCUCUG